Molecule: messenger RNA, 294 nt
Organism: Rotaria socialis
Lineage: Eukaryota; Metazoa; Rotifera; Eurotatoria; Philodinida; Philodinidae
Source: the annotation of a GenBank genome assembly
AUGAAUUCAAUGGCGUUCGACAGUUUGGUUGACUCAGUGAAUGAAACUGGUUUUUCGAACGAUCGAGUUGAUAUAAUAAAAACAACAAUAUCAGCAGCUGGUAUUGUAUCACCAUCACAAGUUGCACAAUUACUGGAUUUAAUCCAAUUUUCCGAUGGAAAACUUGAAGUAGCAAAAUGGGCCUUCGACUAUAUACAUUAUUACGAUCGAGCUUUGUAUCCAAGUGUUGUUGGCAAGGCACUUCCAUUUAGUGAUGCUAAGGCUGAAUUAAAUGAACACAUUCGUCGUUAUUAG